AUUGAAAAAUACGAACCUAGAAGCAGGAAGAAGGCCGUGAAGAAAAAGAAACCCGGUGCUCUCUCCUCUGUGUUUUUAUCAUACUCAACAUCAGGGCUCUCUCUUCUCUCUUCUCUCUUCUCUCUUCUCUAUAAAUAUAUUACAAGGUGGUGUUAUGUUGUGCUUCUCAUACCAGUGCUUAUGGGUAACUCUGAUGGACUGAAUUAUUUGCUGGCAGCUGGUGUUUGGUGUGCUACAUAUGCUCUUGUUGCAGUUCUCGGGAUUUUUCAGAUCUUCAAUAUCUUCGUUACCUCCAUUUUGAAUUGAUAUAGCACUUCAAAAAAGCAAUUAUGGGCUAUGCACAGCUAGUUAUUGGCCCUGCGGGCAGUGGAAAGUCUACUUACUGCUCUAGUUUGUACAAACACUGUGAGGCUGUCCAGCGGACAAUCCAUAUCGUAAACUUAGAUCCUGCCGCCGAAAAUUUUGACUAUCCUGUAGCCAUGGAUAUUAGGGAACUCAUUUCUUUGGAUGAUGUUAUGGAGGAACUUGGACUGGGUCCAAAUGGUGGUCUUAUCUACUGCAUGGAACACCUUGAAGAAAAUCUGGAUGAUUGGUUGGCAGAAGAACUAGAUAAUUACUUGGACGAUGACUAUUUAGUUUUUGACUGCCCAGGCCAGAUAGAACUUUUUUCGCAUGUUCCCGUGCUUAAGAACUUUGUGGAGCAUUUGAAGCGUAAGAAUUUCAAUGUUUGUGUCGUGUACUUGCUUGAUUCACAGUUCAUGACGGAUGUGACAAAGUUUAUAAGUGGUUGCAUGGCUUCACUUUCUGCAAUGGUGCAACUUGAACUGCCCCAUGUUAACAUUCUCUCCAAAAUGGACCUCGUGACGAACAAAAGGGAUAUUGAAGAUUACUUAAAUCCGGAGCCUCAAGUUUUAUUGUCAGAGUUGAAUAGACGCAUGGCUCCUCAGUUUGAAAAGCUUAAUAAAUCUUUGAUUGAAUUGGUGGAUCAGUAUAGUAUGGUGAGCUUUGUGCCUCUUGACUUGAGGAAAGAGAGCAGUAUACGGUAUGUGUUGUCACAAAUUGACAACUGCAUUCAAUAUGGAGAAGAUGCAGAUGUGAAAGUUAAGGAUUUUGAUCAAGAUGCUGAUGAUUAGGGGCUCUAAUCUGUUGGCUGCUUAUGAAAACUCGUUACUUGAGUUGCAAAUACUUGACAGAGGCCAUUCAAUUGGUGUUGUUUUAAGAACAAAAGUUUCAUAUAACCAAUCGAAACAGUGUAAGGAUCUUUUGCAAGAAAGCUACUUCAGUGUUGGACCUUAAGUAAGCUACUUAAAGGUAGUUUCAUCUUGUCAUUGCAGGUUUUACAUUUUAAACUUUUAUCUCCCCAAGGAUUUUACCUCGAAACAUUGGCCUCUUAAAAUCUGGAUGUAUCCAAAUAUUACGACACUAUUUUAAUUUACUUGAGCAACAAUACAGAAACAGUGACUGGUGAGCAUUCAAAAGUUCGAGCAUGGUGUUCACUCACCAUCUUCAUCGUCGAUUUUAAUUUGGCUCUUCUUUCCAGGUUGCUUGGCUUAUUCAGAUUGUGUCCGUCACAGAAACAAAAUUUGCAGUCCGUCAUUUUUCAGUCAAUACCUUGGCCUUUUUAUUUUUUAUUUUUUU
Molecule: messenger RNA, 1638 nt
Organism: Cornus florida
Lineage: Eukaryota; Viridiplantae; Streptophyta; Magnoliopsida; Cornales; Cornaceae
Product: GPN-loop GTPase 3
Exons: 10
Coding region: 330-1133 (267 amino acids)
Molecular function (GO): GTPase activity
Source: RefSeq, a predicted model, not a curated record